Molecule: messenger RNA, 3613 nt
Organism: Cololabis saira (Pacific saury)
Lineage: Eukaryota; Metazoa; Chordata; Actinopteri; Beloniformes; Belonidae
Gene: prtga
Product: protogenin homolog a (Gallus gallus)
Exons: 19
Coding region: 56-3613 (1185 amino acids)
Biological process (GO): cell-cell adhesion; axon guidance
Cellular component (GO): axon; plasma membrane
Molecular function (GO): protein binding
Source: RefSeq, a predicted model, not a curated record
UGUGGAGGAAGCAAGCAUGAGAGAGUAGCGAAGCAUGCAGGGACAAUUAAAGUAAAUGGCGCCCGCUAAAAGGAAAUUACCACAGCGUUUGCUGUUCUUUUUCAUUUUUCUUCCAGUCUCAGGUGUCUUUUGCUUUAGUGAAUUAUUUUUCAUCAAGGAACCCCGUGAUGUCACUGUCAUGCGUAAAGAGGCGGUUAUUUUGGACUGUCAGGCACACGGAGAGGCAUCCGUUGACAUCAGAUGGCUCAAGAAUGGAUUGAAAUUAGUGAAUAGUGAACGGGUGUACCUGCUAUCCAAUGGCUCCCUUUUUAUUUCAGAGGUGGAGAGCAGAAGAGGAGACAAAUCAGAUGAAGGGUGCUAUCAGUGCCUUGCUCAGAACAAGUUUGGAACAAUCCUUAGCCAGAAAGCCCAUCUUACAAUCGCAAGUAUGUCCUCUUUUGCACUCCAGCCAAUGUCCAUAGUGGUAACUGAAGGCUCAGUUGCCAGGUUUUCCUGUAAAAUCAGUGCGCACCCUCCUCCCAUCAUCACUUGGGAGUUCAAUCGAGUCACAUUACCCCUCGCCACUGAAAGAAUCACAGUCCUGCCCAGUGGUGUUCUUCAGAUUCAUGGGGUGAAGCGAGCUGAUGCUGGACACUACCGCUGCAUUGUCACUAAUAUUGCUAGCCGUCGCCGAAGCACAGAAGCCACCCUCACCGUCACUCCAGCUCCUGGCCCCCAGCUACCUCAGAGACCACGCAUCAUAGCUGGGCCACAGAACAUCUCAGUGUCACUGCACCAGAAUGCCAUCCUUGAAUGCUUGGCUACAGGUAGUCCACGACCUCUCAUCUCCUGGAGCAGAGCGGACAGCAAGUCCAUUGAUGUUUACAACACCAAAGUAUUGGGAAAUGGCAACCUCAUUAUCACAGACAUCAAACCCCAGCAUGGAGGAGUCUAUAUGUGCAGAGCCACCACUCCUGGCACACGGAAUUACACUCUUGCCUCAGCCAAUGUCACUGUGCUAGGACCACCGUCUUUUGUGGAGUGGCCAGAGAGCUUGACACGUCCACGUGCUGGCACCGCCCGUUUUGUGUGCCAGGCGGAGGGAGUUCCAGCAGCUCAGAUCACAUGGUUCAAAAAUGGAGAAAGAGUCCAAUCCAAUGGCCGCAUCAAGAUGUACCACAGCAAAUUGGUCAUAAACCAGAUCAUCCUUGAAGAUGACGCCAUUUAUCAGUGCCAGGCCGAAAAUGAACAAGGAUCAGUCCUCUCCAUGGCGAGACUCAUCGUAGUGAUGUCAGAGGACCGGCCAAGUGCACCCCGGUAUAUCCGAGCCGACACAGUUUCAAGCUCUGCCAUACUCCUGGCUUGGGAAAGGCCACAGUAUAACUCAGAUAAAGUUAUUGCUUACUCUGUGCACUACAUGAAGGCUGAAGGAUUAAACAACGAGGAAUAUCAAGUUGUCAUUGGAAACGAUACCACUAGCUACAUUAUUGAUGAUCUUGAACCGGCUAGAAACUACACCUUCUACGUGGUGGCCUACAUGCCCAUGGGAGCCAGUCGUAUGUCUGACCACAUCUUCCAGCAUACAUAUGAGGAUGUUCCCCUUCGAGCUCCGGAGCUCAGUCUCACCAGCCGCAGCCCCACAGACAUACAGGUCUCUUGGCAGCCUCUUCCAAAGAAGCUGAGCCGGGGGCAAGUUUCCGCCUACCGCUUGUCUUAUCGCACCAGUUCUGAGGCUGCAGUGUCACAGAUAGAGCUACCUGGAGAAAAGACCCAACAUCUUUUUGAAAACCUGCAUCCUGACACCAUCUACCUCCUGCGUAUUGCUGCUGCCACCAACAUAGGUUGGGGUGAGCAAUCUGCCUGGACGUCUCACCGCACUCCAAAGGCAUCCAAUGCUCGAGUUCCACUAGCUCCCGAGCUGCAUUUGGAGCCUUUGAAUUGCACCACUAUUUCUGCACGAUGGCAGUUGACAGCCAGGAACUCAGCCAGUGUGAAGGGCUACAAACUCUUUUACCACGAGGAAAGCCAGCCUGAGAAUGCACCAGUUCAGUUGCACCCGUCUGCAAAUAAGCACAUAAUUGAAGGGCUUGACCCGAGGAAGAAGUACCAUGUGAAACUUCUGGCUUAUAAUGUUGUUGGAGAGGGGUACCAAGCAGACCAGACCAUUAGCACCCCUGGAUGUGUCUCUGUUCGAGAUCGCCUGGUCCCCCCUCCACCUCCUCCACAUAAUGUUCACGCCAGGACUAACAGUUCCACUGCUGUAUUUCUGCACUGGGGCCGACCGGCCUUCAGCUCCAACAAUCCAGUCAACUAUACCGUCCGCUGCAACCCUGUUGGCCUACAGAACGCCUCGCUGGUGCUCUAUCUGCAGACGAGUGAGCAAAGCCUCAUGGUGCAAGAUCUGGAGCCCAACACUAAGUAUGAAUUUGCCAUCCGUCUUCAUAUUGACCAACUGUCAAGUCCUUGGAGCCCUGUGGUCUAUCAUAACACUUACCCUAAAGCUCCUACUCGGCCCCCGUCCAGCAUCAAGGUGAAUCUGAUUGACGAGGACACAGCACUUGUUUCCUGGAAGGUCCCAGAUGAGCCCAGUGUAGCCGUGACACACUACACAAUCCUGUAUGCCUCCAGAAGCGCCUGGAUCGCUGGGAAAUGGCAAGUGCUGCAACGAGAGGGAAGCAUCACCAUGGCGCUGCUGGAGCACCUGAAGCCCGGCCAGGUUUACUUGGUGAAAGUUUCUGCAUCCAACGAUAUGGGUGAUGGUCCAUUCUCUCACACUUUGGAGUUGACAGUUAAAGCAGAUCUCCCCACUGGAAAGAAUAUCCGGCUUUCCAGCGGCUCCACACAAUCCACAGGCUUUUCUGAUGGCUUCUACCACCUGGACCAAAAGUCAAUGACUGGUAUCAGUGUGGGAGUCUGCAUCGCUCUCAUCUGCAUCGUCAUCUGUGCUUUCAUCAUGAUCUGCAGAGGCAAAAACAGCAAACUUUCAGCUAUUAAAACACAAAGAGAAGAGGAGAGCAGAUCCACCACAGCUGCAGGACAACUUGGAUCUGAAGCACAAGUUGAGAAUGCAGACGUCAACAUGCCAAUGAUAAGUCGUCAUUUCAUUGAUGCCAAGGGUGGAACAAAUCUUAUCAUCAAUGCCAACGGCCCUGUCCAUCCCAGCCCCCAGAAGAAAAGGAAAUGGUUUUUCUUUGGAGGUGAUGUGAAAAAGAGCAAUAAAACCAUACAGAAUACGAGACAUGACGCUGUCUCCUACCAGCCCAGCACCACAGUGCUGAUCUACGAGGAAGAACUGUCUAUUUCUCCAAACCAGCCCAUAACUCUGCAGGCCCUGCUCGGGCAUCCUGGCUGCACAGAGGGAUCGUCUAACAGUGAGGGCAGCCACGAAACUGGCGACUCAGGUCACUACUCUCACAACGAGACAGAGUUGACAAAUCUGUCCUCUGGUCCCAGCAGCCGCCCACACUCACUGACAGGAGAGGACAGCAGAGACUCAGACUGCAGCAGUCCUGCUGGAGAGCUAAAUGAGCUGUCAGAGGAUAGUUGCACUGACAUGGAGGCAAAGGAGUCAGUUGUUACCAUCUCAAGUCAUCAUGAAGCUCAGAGAAGGUCUACGUCUGCACUUAGUGUGUAG